CUCCCUCUCUCUCUCUCUCUCUGCAAGUUCAACCAACCUCCAUGGCUCUUCUAGCUCGAAACUCACAUCGAAUGGCCCUAGUCGCAUCACAGAGAUCAGCAACGAUCCACACAACCCUCCCAUUACUGGCUCCGCCAUCGCCGUUGCCGUCGCAGCCCACGCCCUACUCCCGCCCUCCGCCUCCGUCGAUGACGUCGCCGGGGGGGCUGUCGAAGGCGGCGGAGUUCGUGAUCUCGAAAGUCGACGAUCUGAUGAAUUGGGCUCGCCGCGGCUCCAUCUGGCCCAUGACCUUCGGUCUCGCUUGCUGCGCUGUCAAAAUGAUACAUACCGGUGCUGCUCGCUACAUUUUGGAUCGGUUUGGUGUUAUCUUCAGGCCGAGCCCUAGACAGUCCGAUUGUAUGAUCGUCGCUGGCACUCUCACCAACAAGAUGGCCCCCGCUCUUCGCAAGGUGUAUGAUCAAAUGCCCGAGCCAAGAUGGGUCAUUUCUAUGGGAAGCUGUACAAAUGGUGGUGGGUACUACCAUUAUUCAUACUCUGUGCAGGGAUAGGCAAAUUGUCUGAAA
Messenger RNA from Camellia sinensis, 563 nucleotides. NCBI's taxonomy places the organism in Eukaryota, Viridiplantae, Streptophyta, Magnoliopsida, Ericales, Theaceae. The record is from RefSeq and is a predicted model, not a curated record.